Penicillium oxalicum is the source of this 1566-nucleotide messenger RNA. Its product is annotated as TMEM165/GDT1 family protein. The record is from RefSeq and is a predicted model, not a curated record. Bases 1 to 1566 code for a protein of 521 amino acids. Gene Ontology annotation, cellular component: Golgi apparatus; fungal-type vacuole membrane. Gene Ontology annotation, molecular function: manganese ion transmembrane transporter activity; calcium ion transmembrane transporter activity. The transcript has 3 exons. Lineage: Eukaryota; Fungi; Ascomycota; Eurotiomycetes; Eurotiales; Aspergillaceae. Gene Ontology annotation, biological process: Golgi calcium ion homeostasis; Golgi calcium ion transport; calcium ion transmembrane transport.
AUGAAAUUCUCUGUCUCCUCGUCCUUGGCUUUGCUGCUCCUUCCAGCUCUGACAGUCGCGGCCGCCGACGUCGACUCGACUCGGCAACCAAAUUCUCGCCUAUCAAGUGAAUCAUCUGGUGUGGAUGCGCGAUACGUCGAUGCUGAGCCCGCGAUAUAUGACACUGCGACCAAGGGGUCCCUAGAUGUCCCAGUCGACCGCAUGGACGGUAAGCCGCAUGCUGGCCCCUGGGUGGAAACCACUGCGGACCGCGAUCGCAAGACCAAGAGCAACGACGGGACAGGCGCUGGGUCUGCCAAAGACACCUUCAAGGCUUCCUCGGGCAAUCGUCCCGGCAUCGAGGCCGAGGCUGCCAUCCCGAAUUCAAAUGGUGGGGUCAUGGAUGACCCAAGCCGGCCUGGGCCCAAAGAAGGCACGAGGGGCACUGAGGGAGGGGUAUCUGAGAAGGAGAAGGUCAACCAGGCCAAGUCUGAGAAGGUACCCGGCAGCCCCAAGGAGGCUACCACUGCCUCACAGCGAGAAGCAAAAGCAGUCAACCGACAGCGAGUCAAUGGGUGGAAGCGCCGGGCGCGGAAACCUGCCGAUCUUCCUACCAAGCCUCACGAUAUUCCACACCCAAAGUCUCCUUCUCAGGCCAAAGAAGAUCCACUCGCUGUUCAGAAAGGCUCCCCAGUCUCGGGAUCCUAUUCCAGUUCCAAGAUCCCUGGUCUGGCGACAGGCGAGACGACAGUGGGUGCAAGCGAUGGCCUGCACUCCUUGCUCUUCUCCUUUACGAUGAUCAUUGUGUCUGAGAUUGGCGACAAAACCUUCCUUGUCGCUGCCCUCAUGGCCAUGAGACACCCGCGUUUGGUUGUCUUCUCCGCCGCCUUUUGUGCCCUGUUUGUCAUGACUGUGUUGUCUGCUGUUCUCGGCCACGCUGUACCUACCUUGAUUCCCAAGUCUGUCACGAAGCUCAUGGCCGCUGUGCUGUUCCUGGUCUUUGGCGCCAAGAUGUUCAAGGAAGGUCGUGAGAUGUCUCCGGACGAGGGCGUGGGAGAGGAAAUGCGCGAGGUUGAGAUGGAGUUGGAGGAGAAGGAGCAAGAGCAACGACGCAUGGGUCGUCGUCGCUCGUCGGUUACUCCGCAUUCGCUGGAAGCCGGUCGUGCUGGCGGCCGCGCCAAGUCGCGGGGCUCUUCCAAUCGUCUUCCUUCUCCUCCCGAGAGCGUUUCUUCCUCGUCCUCGCGUGGCUCUUCGCCAACCCCGGGUCGUCGCUUCAACGAUAUGAUGAGCGGCGUGAGCAAUCUCUUCUCCCUUCUGCUAAGCCCCGCCUGGGUCCAGACUUUCGUCAUGACCUUCCUCGGCGAGUGGGGUGAUCGCAGUCAGAUUGCUACAAUUGCAAUGGCUGCUGGUCAAGACUACUGGUGGGUGACUGUCGGUGCCAUCACCGGUCACGCAAUCUGUACCGCUGCGGCCGUCAUUGGCGGUCGAGCUAUUGCCGGCCGCGUGAGUCUGCGCGUUGUUACACUUGGUGGCGCCACCGCUUUCUUUGUCUUUGGCAUUAUCUACCUCAUUGAGGGCCUGUAUUAG